GAGAAGAAACUGAGGUAAUAUUAGACAGUUUUGCAUCAAAAAUAAAAUUGUUUCAAAGUUCGAAUCCAGAUCUAUAGCUUGGUUUAAUUCUGAUGCAAUAAUCUUUGAAUUAACAUGGAUCAGAUAUCUUCGUGGCUUUUUUCACGCUUCUUAAAUAUAUUUGUUUGAGAUGAUCACGUAGACUAUUUUUUUUCCUGUAUAUAUUUCGCUAAUUGAUCUAUCAGACAGCACAAUCAAUUUUAUGGUCGCACAAUUCGCACGUAAUGAUAAGUUUUGAAAUAAUUUCCAGAGAUAAAUAUUUAGACCCCGUGAAUGAGAUAAGCAAUAAAUAUAGGCCUGCCCUCGAUCAAUCGCGUAAAAAAAUUAAUGUUUCUUUGUAGACUGUUGUAUCUCCUUUUUCAUAAUCUUCACCUUCUCGUUUCGACGUGUUUGUAACAGGUGCAAGCCAGCAUUUUGUGUUUAAUUUUCAGCAGCUGAGGAAACAUUGGACAUCGUUUAUCGUGGAGAAAAAAUUAUUAAAAGCAAGUAUUCGGAGAAAAUGGGUGAAAACUGUACUCAAACCCUAACCACUGCCUUUACUGGGGUUUUGGUCGCGAUAAAUGCCGUUUCUGGUAUUUUAUCAGUAACUGGCAACUCGAUUACACUACUGGCGUUGUACAGAACACCUUCCUUGAAGAAGAACACCUCAAACUUUCUUAUCGCGUCAUUAGCUUUUGCCGAUUUAACUAUGGGCCUGUUUGCCAACUCGCUGUACGUGGCUCUUUGCGGUUUUGUGUCUCUUCAAGAAGUUCAAGAACUCAAGAACGCCGAAACCGCUGUUUGGUUGUUAACUACGACAGCUUCAACAUUUAACCUGUGUUUUGUAGCUGUUGAUCGCUACAUUGCCAUCCUUCACCCUUUACAUUACCGAGAGACAAUAACUAAAAAGCGAAUCUUGUGGGCGGCAAUUUGCAUGUGGGUUUUUGCCAUCUUGUUCUCCACCAUAAGCUUUUAUCUAUCUUACAACGACUUGCCAAAGCUUUGGAUAAUAGGAUCCAUUGUGACUUUCUUUCUUCCUUUAACAGUGCUUUUGUUCUGCUAUCUUCGCGUUUACAACGUGGCGAAGGCGCAGAAUUCUUGGUGGAAAAGGCACCGCACAUUUAAUCGCCCUGUUCGAGCUGCCGAAGAACUGAAACAUAGAAAAGCAGCUGUAACAUUUGCAAUCAUAACAAGCCUUUUUAUUGCUUUAUUUCUGCCAACACUAGUGGUAAACUUUCUUGCAAUACUAUUAAGAGGCCACUGUCACAGGCUUCGUAUUAACAUAGCGUGGUUCUGGGUUGCAGCAAUCUCUUAUUCUUCUUCAGCCAUAAAUCCUUGGAUUUACGCCGUUAGAAUGACUGAUUUUCGACGUGCAAUAAAACAGACAUUGUGUAGCAAGGGUGUAAACACCUCUCGCUCUGUGUAAACUAAUUAAAAGUCAUGUUAUCUAUGUCAAACAUUACGAUUUGUAGGAGCUGUAUGAGUGAAUAUUCUUGGCACUAAUAACACGGCGUUGACUGUUCGUUGACCUUUUCUGUCCAAUUUAGAUUUAUUCUAAAAAAAUUUGAGAUUGAACAGCAGUUUCAACACAGAAGACCUCGAGACAGAUGAGUUUCGUCAGGCCCUUGAUAAAUGAUUAAAUUUAAAAAAAACGAUAGUGAGCCAGUAGCUAAAAUCAGUCAUAUAAUCAUGAACUUUUGUGCACGUAUAAACAUCAACAUCGGAGUUUAAGUUAUUUCCUGAUUGGAUUCUUCAACCUAGGUCGAUAAAGUUGAAUUUCAACUCAAGCAGCUUUUAAUCGCUUUUUCCUUCAAAAAUCACGUACUUGACCUAAAUUCAGGCGACAGUCGGCCUCGUGUAAAUUGUUUAAAAUGGCCUUUUCUCACCUAGCAAUUUUCAAUUGAGUGUCGAAAGGAACAUAAAAGGGUUGCAUUAACGUGGCUUUGCGCUGUGAUUGGUCCAGAGAACUCGUGCCACUUUCCCAACCAAUCAGAUACAAAACCUUACAGCCGCCGCGCUUUGGUCUCUCGCGUUUCCCGCGGUGAGUCCUCAUUUCUUUUUGCUCUUCGAGUUGCUGCUGCUUGGUUCCAUGUGAGUUUUACUUCAGUUCCCCAGGAAAAACUAUUUCAACCCGGCGGGAUGUAUAUAAGAAUAAUAAUUUCUAGGCGCCUAGCACAGUUAAAUUUUACUCCAUAUCCUUCCUUGGCACGUAUUCAGUAAGCAUUUUAGAAUUUACUUGGGAAAUAACACAUCGCAAAUUUAAAAUGAAUAAUUUUUUUCUAAUUAGUAACAUAUUGUCAAAGGAUAACUUACUUUGUUAAAUUCUUAAUAUUAUCA
Messenger RNA from Pocillopora damicornis (cauliflower coral), 2355 nucleotides. RefSeq names its product histamine H2 receptor. Gene Ontology annotation, biological process: G protein-coupled receptor signaling pathway. Gene Ontology annotation, molecular function: G protein-coupled receptor activity. NCBI's taxonomy places the organism in Eukaryota, Metazoa, Cnidaria, Anthozoa, Scleractinia, Pocilloporidae. Gene Ontology annotation, cellular component: plasma membrane. The record is from RefSeq and is a predicted model, not a curated record.